CUGAGGCCCCGUAAGAUUACGGUAGCUACAACGGAGUGGUGCAAAAGGCCACUCAUAAGUAAGUGCCGAGUAAAAAGAUACAGAAAUAAAUCUUUUUCCAGCAACCUCUCCUUUACUGCCUCGGUACCAGAUCUACCUCUUUCCUUUUCCAUUGUCGGUCUUCCAGACCAUGGUGUUAUAGAGUGUAGCCCAGAACAUGGCCAUUUUGCUGUAUGCAGCACAUUUACACAAGAUCAGGUACGUAAAAAUUGCAAAACAUCAAAAGAAUUGAUUUCCCAUUUCAAGAAUAUCCUAGUCUACCAUAUCGAAGAACCUCCCAAAUAUGGCAUACUUUCGAGAAGAAUCAAUGGGAAAAGCCGAAGGAUUGGUGUAUCUUCGAACUUUACGCAAUUGGAUAUCGACAAUCGACUGAUCUCUUUUAAGCUACAUUUUAUGCAAUAUUCGAUUAUCAACGAUUUUUUCCUCUUUCGAGUUAUUACACCUGCGGUCUCGUCCGAGUCACUCAGAUUUGAGGUUGGUGUAAAGAACGUACCACUACUUCAAUUUUAUUUUUUGCUGUUUGUGGUAGUAUGAAU
Cylicostephanus goldi is the source of this 575-nucleotide messenger RNA. NCBI's taxonomy places the organism in Eukaryota, Metazoa, Nematoda, Chromadorea, Rhabditida, Strongylidae. The record is from the annotation of a GenBank genome assembly.